This is a messenger RNA of Hordeum vulgare subsp. vulgare (domesticated barley), 1086 nucleotides long. RefSeq names its product probable aquaporin TIP2-1. Gene Ontology annotation, molecular function: water channel activity. Gene Ontology annotation, cellular component: plant-type vacuole membrane. The record is from RefSeq and is a predicted model, not a curated record. Lineage: Eukaryota; Viridiplantae; Streptophyta; Magnoliopsida; Poales; Poaceae. The transcript has 3 exons. Gene Ontology annotation, biological process: transmembrane transport; water transport. The coding region runs from base 106 to 855 and encodes 249 amino acids.
UAAUGUUGAAGAAACUUCGCUCAUCAGUGUUAAAGCCAUAAGCCCUCUUUGAGUGUGUAGUACAGACAAUAAUUUUCCAGGGUGGUAAGAGAGAGUGAAAGCAGAAUGGUGAAGCUCGCAUUCGGGAGCUGCGGUGACUCCUUCAGCGCCACGUCCAUCAGGGCGUACGUGGCGGAGUUCAUCGCCACCCUCCUCUUCGUGUUCGCCGGCGUUGGGUCCGCCAUUGCCUAUGGCAAACUCACCGAGGACGGCGCCCUCGACCCGGCUGGCCUUGUGGCGAUCGCGAUCGCCCACGCCUUCGCCCUCUUCGUCGGUGUCGCAAUCGCCGCCAACAUCUCCGGCGGCCACCUCAACCCCGCCGUGACCUUCGGCCUUGCCGUCGGCGGCCACAUCACCAUCCUCACCGGGAUCUUCUACUGGGUGGCCCAGCUGCUCGGUUCUGCCGCCGCCUGCUUCCUCCUCAAGUUCGUCACCCACGGAAAGGCCAUCCCGACGCACGCUGUGGCGGCCGGCAUGAACGAGUUCGAGGGCGUGGUGAUGGAGAUCGUCAUCACCUUCGCGCUGGUGUACACGGUGUACGCCACGGCGGCGGACCCCAAGAAGGGGUCCCUCGGCACCAUCGCGCCCAUCGCGAUCGGUUUCAUCGUCGGCGCCAACAUCCUCGCCGCCGGCCCCUUCAGCGGGGGCUCCAUGAACCCCGCCCGCUCCUUCGGCCCGGCCGUCGCCGCCGGCAACUUCGCUGGCAACUGGGUCUACUGGGUCGGGCCGCUCAUCGGAGGUGGCCUCGCCGGGUUCGUGUACGGCGACGUGUUCAUCGCGUCCUACCAGCCAGUCGCCGACCAGGACUACGCGUGAAUUGGCGCAUGAGCCGAACGGAUGCUCGACCCGUCUCUGAAUUUGCAUCGUUGCUUUGCUCUUCGUAGUGUGAUGUGAUGAUCAAAGGUUGUGUACAAAUGGUGUGUCACGGUCACGGCCUUCGUGUUUCCCUUUCGAUUCAAUUCCAUAUAAAAUAUUUUCGUUCGGCAGUCCUCGUUUGGAACAAAAAGAAAAAAAAAGGGACUGCCUGUGAACUGGUUUUCUUUUUCA